AAAAGGUUUUUAAGUUUCACUGCUGGAGAUUCAUGGUAAAGAGUUGUAAAUUUAAUAACUGACUAACAUUUCUAAAUAGCUACCGAUAGGUGCAGGUUGUGGUGCAUGACUUGAUACACUAUUUACAAAACAUCAAACUAAUAAUAACAAUACAGUAAACUACGAGUCAGAGUUCAGUGAUCCAGCCAUGAUUACAGUGAGAGAUACGUCAUGUUUUCUACAGUACAAUUUCACUACAGAUUAGGAAGUUAGGAAGUCUGUGAAGCAUUUUUGAUGUUGAGAGACUGUAAUUGUUUAAGUGUUUGUUAUCUUUCUAUAGCGAGACCAAAGCCUGUAGUGAAAAUACAGCCAGCUGAGCGCGUGUUCCUUGGGGAGACCGUCACUCUCACAUGUGAGAUUCAGACUAGCGGCAGUACCUGGCAGUAUCACUGGUAUAGGGAUAACACAGAACUCAGUGAUGCUGCAGGAAAGAAAACAUACACAAUCUCUGAUAUUAAAGACUCUGAUAAAGGUGAUUAUACAUGUUAUGGAACAAAGUCAUCAGACCCUAAAUACACACAGACCAGUGAUGGUGUUACACUGACUGUAUCAGAAAAUCCUAAACCUGAACUCACAUCAGACCUUAAAGGAGCUGUAAUGAUGGGAAACUCAGUGAAUCUGUCCUGUACACUGAAGCUGCAGUCUGAUGGAUGGAAGUUUUACUGGAUCAAACCCACACAGAGCACUGAGACUGAGACUGAAACACACUCCUACACCAUCAGAUCAGUUAGUGUCUCUGAUGGAGGUCAGUACAAGUGCAGAGCUGGAAGAGGAAACCCAGUCUACUACACACACUACAGUGAUGCACUCUGGGUAAAUGUUACUGGUGAGUAUGUGCACUGUCCAGAACAUUGUCUGUCUGUGUGUGUGUGUGUGUGUGUGUGUGUGUGUGUGUGUCUUUUAUGUGCAUAUUGCAUGCUCUAUGUAUAGUUUAAUCUUUUAUCUUCCUUACUUCACACUGCAAUUUUAAUUUUCUUACUUUUUUCAACCAAAAUAAAUGUUAAUAUACUAUUGACCUACAUUGAAAUAUAGUAAUAUUAAUAUAAUUAUUAACAGGUGAAUCUCCUCCAGUGUCUCAUUUAAAUAAAAGUUUUGGUAUGUUGGAGUCAGUUUUCUAUUCUUAAAGCAUUUCAAAAAUAAUUAUGAUGACUUAUUGCUCCUUUACACCUUUUA
Molecule: messenger RNA, 1212 nt
Organism: Ictalurus furcatus (blue catfish)
Lineage: Eukaryota; Metazoa; Chordata; Actinopteri; Siluriformes; Ictaluridae
Product: carcinoembryonic antigen-related cell adhesion molecule 5-like
Exons: 2
Coding region: 274-969 (231 amino acids)
Biological process (GO): cell surface receptor signaling pathway
Molecular function (GO): transmembrane signaling receptor activity
Source: RefSeq, a predicted model, not a curated record